GACGACCGCGUCUCUUUCUUAGUCGUCGGCGACUGGGGGCGACGCGGCGGCGUCGAGCAACGAGCGGUCGCGCGCGCGAUGGGCGAGUGCGCGGUCGUCUCGAGACCGGACUUCGUGGUCAGCGUCGGGGAUAACUUCUACGAGGGCGGAUUGCACUCGACGGACGACGUCGAGUUCGCGGAGUCGUUCGCGAACGUCUACGACGCGGCGUCGUUACAGGUGCCGUGGCACGCGAUCCUCGGCAAUCACGACUACGGCGACUGCGGCCUCGACCGCGCGCUCCGCGAUCGCGACUGGCGCUGGCACGCCGAACGAAGCUUCGAGAUGCGCCCGGUCGGGGACGUCCACCUGUUCUUCGUGGACACGUCGCCUCUCGUGCGCGCGUACCGAAACGCGACGUGGGCGAGCGUUCCCGGAGGUCUCGCGGACGCGUCGACGCCGUCCGCGGCGGACGUCGCGUCGAACCUCGCGCGCGACCUCGCGGCGUCCAACGCGCGGUGGAAGCUCGUGUUCGGACAUCACCCGAUGCGGUCGAACGGGUUUUGGCGCGACGAGACGGCGGACGUCCGCGACGCGUUGGAGACGACGUUGGUCGACGGCGACGUCGCGGCGUACUUCAACGGCCACGACCACGACUUGCAGCACACGCGCGCGGAGCUCGUCAAGAGCGGCGGUGGCGGCGAAGUUCGCGCCCUGCACCACUACACGUCCGGCGCCGGUUCGAAGACGGGGCGCGGGUUCGGCGUCAACGAGACGCUGUUCGAGCGCGACGACCCGGGGUUCGUCUCCGUGCACGUCUCGAGCGAGAGAAUCCGCGUGCAGUUCUGGGGG
Messenger RNA from Micromonas pusilla CCMP1545, 831 nucleotides. RefSeq lists its product as uncharacterized. The record is from RefSeq and is a predicted model, not a curated record. The annotation marks the transcript as partial. Gene Ontology annotation, molecular function: ferrous iron binding; acid phosphatase activity; ferric iron binding. Lineage: Eukaryota; Viridiplantae; Chlorophyta; Mamiellophyceae; Mamiellales; Mamiellaceae. The transcript has 2 exons.